This is a messenger RNA of Mus pahari (shrew mouse), 4649 nucleotides long. RefSeq names its product ST3 beta-galactoside alpha-2,3-sialyltransferase 1 (gene St3gal1). The transcript is spliced from 9 exons. Gene Ontology annotation, molecular function: beta-galactoside (CMP) alpha-2,3-sialyltransferase activity. Lineage: Eukaryota; Metazoa; Chordata; Mammalia; Rodentia; Muridae. The coding region runs from base 990 to 2003 and encodes 337 amino acids. The record is from RefSeq and is a predicted model, not a curated record.
GGACGCCCCGCCUCUCACUCCCGUUACACCCGGGGGAAGGUGUUCCAGAGGCGGCUCCCAUCCUCACCCCGCCUCCCGUUUCUCCAGCGCUAACCUCUGCCGGCGGAGCCCACUAUGCCAGACACUUUCGACACUUUGCAAAGACAAAGAGCCCUAGACCGGAGGGAGGAGAGAGGAGGAGGCAGAGAAGGACCGUGAGGUUUGAGCUGGCUGGGGUUUGACUUUGCUGAGCUAGCAAUGCCAUCAAAGAGCAACUGGCACCUAUUGGAUCUGUGCUGAGCAAGGCUCAGAGCUGUGGGGCUGGGCAGUUGUAUCUGUGAGCCAGGGGCAGACAGUGGCUCAGCUUCCUGAGGCAUCUGCCCUCUUGGUGAAGCUGAGUCCUUGUUUCUGUUUUCCAGAUGAAGAAACUGAGACGCAGAGAGGUUAAGGAACUGCACUGAUGUGGCACAUCUGAUGUUCGGCAAACCCUGUGCCUUCCAGGAGAUGCCCUUUCAGUCCCCAUUCCUGGGGACAGCCUAGGAGACACAGCUCUAAUUAAGGAUUGUUGGAGGAGGGUGGCCAAGCAGCCUCGCAUCCUACGCCAAGACCCUUUUACAGAUCGUCCAGGAGUUCACCCAGGCUGAGAUGAACUAACUAAACUUGAUCGCUUUAGAGCUGGGUUUCACUCAAGUGUCAUCAAGCCACAUUCUUGGCUUUGCUUGGGGUGCAGAAGAGGUAGACCCACGCUGCUCACCAACACAGGCAAGACUGACUGCAUGGCACAGACGACCCUCGUGUGCCGCCUCACGGGGAUGUCGAGAACACAAACCUCGGCGUGUCUCCAACAGGCUGAAGUUUGCCCUAGCGGCGUCUGAGAUCUCCCUGUGGACUCUGUUUCCUGCUGCCUGCUCCUGUGUCUCUGAGGUUUCUGCUCAGCUCCGGGAAGGGGUCUCCUCUAUUCCACCCUCCCAUCCACACAGAGGACCCAGCAAAGGGUGGAGGUGGUGAACAUGAGGAGGAGGACCCUCAAGUACCUCACCUUCUUCCUGCUCUUCAUCUUCCUCACUUCCUUUGCCCUGAACUACUCCAACACGGGAGUGCCCAGUGCCUGGUUCCCCAAGCAGAUGGUCCUGGAAUUCUCAGAGAACUUCCGCAGGUUCAUCAAGUCACAGCCGUGCACCUGCAGACACUGCGUCAGCCAGGACAAGGUCUCAUAUUGGUUCGACCAGCGCUUCAACAAGACCAUGCAGCCCCUACUGACAGUCCACAACGCUCUGAUGGAGGAAGACACAUACCGGUGGUGGCUGAGGCUCCAGCGGGAGAGGAAACCCAACAACCUGAGCGACACCAUCAAGGAGCUGUUUCGCCUGGUGCCUGGGAAUGUGGAUCCCAUGUUGAACAAGAGGCUGGUGGGCUGCCGACGCUGUGCAGUUGUGGGAAAUUCUGGUAACCUGAAGGACUCCUCGUACGGGGCUGAGAUCGACAGCCAUGACUUUGUGCUGAGGAUGAACAAGGCACCCACAGUGGGCUUUGAGGCAGAUGUUGGAAGUCGGACCACCCACCAUCUCGUGUAUCCUGAGAGCUUCCGGGAGCUGGGAGAGAAUGUCAACAUGGUCCUGGUCCCCUUCAAGACCAUCGACCUGCAGUGGGUGAUCAGUGCCACCACCACAGGCACCAUCACUCACACCUACGUCCCUGUGCCCCCGAAAAUCAAAGUGAAACAAGAGAAGAUCCUGAUCUACCACCCAGCCUUCAUCAAGUAUGUCUUUGACAACUGGCUUCAGGGCCAUGGGCGGUAUCCAUCGACUGGCAUCCUCUCCAUCAUCUUCUCCAUUCAUAUCUGUGAUGAGGUGGACUUAUAUGGCUUUGGGGCAGACAGCAAAGGAAAUUGGCACCAUUACUGGGAGAACAACCCAUCAGCGGGUGCAUUCCGAAAGACGGGGGUUCAUGAUGGCGACUUCGAGUACAACGUCACAAAUACCCUGGCAGCCAUCAACAAAAUCCGCAUCUUCAAGGGGAGAUGAUGCUGCGACAUCCAUUAAGGAUGGACACAACAAAUCAGACCUCUCAAUUUGCAGGCCCAGCACCUCCCUGGAGCCGGUGUGUUCCCGAAGCUUCCAGGGCUGACCUCGGGGUGUUCCCAGGCUUUCUGGCAACCUCUUGCACCCUCAUGUUGUUAUCAUCUACUUAGCAAAGUUGUCCAAGUCUCCCAGGAUACAGAGCCAGGCUCAGGCCUGUCUAUGGUGGGAGCACUUUCCCACCGCUGUCCCCUAGCUGGGGAAAAGUGAGCCAAUACGAGGAAAAGUCUAGCCUCCAAACAAUGGUUAUUUUGUCUUCUGGAUUGGAUUGGAGGGAGGGGAUGGGGGAAAAUAAAUCCUGAAGAUUCUUGUGUUCGAAAGAGUGAACAUUUCCCAGAAGUCAUUUAGAGGCUGCCACUGAACUGUGGGCCUCGUGCUCAACUCAGACUCUGGCUGGGAAUGUUUGGGACUGUCAUCUGCAGAGCCACACUGGGCUACACCAGCAGAGGGGCAAGAUACUGUUCUCCUUUGCAUGAAGCCUAACCUGUCACUGGAUAUGACAUUCCCAUUGUCCCUUUCUUCAAUAAGGUCACCGGUGAUGGCUAGGCAAAGCUUCUGACUCCAGAGGUCUUCCAGGGAAACCUGGCCAUGUAUGGCUGACAGGAGUGAAACCCAGGUCACUAUUCUGCGUGAUUCCCCCUCCAUAGCGAUGCUAAUGGCCAGAACAGGUCUGACUACUUCCACGUGCCUUUGAACUUGAGAAAAAAGUGCAUGCAUUGGCUAAUAGGAAGCAAAACCCCCAAUUGGAGAAAGGAGACCUCCACCAGCACCUCGCUUUGCUGCAUAGCUCAAAAUCUCUUUUCAAAUGAUAUUCCGCACCACCCAGAAUAUGCCAGGCGGGGGGAUGGGUCCUCACUUCUAUUUCCUCAGACUGCUGGGUUCAGGACCACUAACAACCAGCAUCCUCCCAUGGGUCCUGAACACUGAGCCAAGUCCCCAGCAGCCACCUUCCCGGACUCGUUUGAGGUCGCACUGGGGACACUCUAGAACCACAACUGAAAUGCAUGUACCUCUUCUUCGUUCCGUCUGUUCUCCCCCUCCUUCCUCUAUAGAAAUCCUGAUUAUUUAUUAAUUUGUUAAUUCAGCUGACCCUGUGCACACUCUUCCCCACAGCUGAUCGCAGUGUGUUUUGUUGCUUUACCUGGCAAGUGGGAGCAGGAGCAGAAGAGAGAGCAUCCUGGAUGUAUACGUUGAGACAUCUGGACUUGGGGCUUGCUGGCGGGCCAAUCCUGUGGCGCCGACAAUCCUUUGUAAAAUCCAUGUCACCUCCCUUUCUGGUACAAGUGACUUGCCCUCUUCCUCAUUGCAGCAGGGAGGAGAACAGGCACUUGGAGGUCAUUGAACACCUCCUUACAGAUGUUCAAUAAGAGAAACCUCUGUUUCUCUUGAAAAAAUAGUCCCUAAAGACCACCACAACUUCAUCAAGGCAGAUUAUGACAGAGAUAUCUUGAGGGUUGGAACAGACCCCCUAAAACAGUGAUAGGAUGGGGAGACCAGUAACAAUCUAGGUCCGUGAUGGUCUAAAGGUCUAGAGAUCAUAGAAAGAUGCAGAUGGUGCUGCAGUCUCUACCGAGGCCACAUGGGUCUGCUAGAGACCCACCACACCUCCUGGGAAUGUGGCCUCCCUGUCAGAGGUGGAAAGGACCACAGUGGAGAUCGAGAACCCAGAGGGUGGCUUCCCCUGUGCCCAUCAAAGAAGCUCCUGACAUGCAGGGUGGGGGAGGCCCUAGCUAACCCCGCCCAGAGGAUAAAGCGACAGCUGUGUAUGCCCUCAGGAACUGGCAGCUGGAGCCACGGGUUCCAUCAUAGCCAGGUGGCUAUGAGUUGAGAAAGAUUGGCUCUAGGCAGCUCAGCCAUGAAGGCCUGGAUAGCUGAUUUUCAGAUAGCAUCAGCUCUCCUCUUUGUCAUCCUCCCCUGGGCCGCAGGUAUUACCUAAUACAUCUGAAAAGCACCGGAGGGUGAAGAGAGAAAGCAGAAGCCAGCAGAGUAGAGCCCCUUGCCUUCAGCCUCAGAGUAUAGUAAACGCGUCAUGAGCCAGGCCCCGCCUGGAGCCUGCUUCCACCUGCUGAACCCCAUCUUGACCUUCCUAACCUCUCUGCUCACUUAGCUUUUACCCUGGCUCUGCCUGCCCAGGGUCUACCCCACCCUUUCUCCAGAGCCUAAUAUGGAUCUUGCACACCCUACCGGGUAAACAUGGAUAGCUCUUGCUGCCCCCACCUCCUUGCACAAUCACUUUAACCAUUUCCCAAUUACCUGAUCUGGACUUUGCUCAACCCACCCUAGUCGGUAGACGUGGGUCCCUCCUGCACCUCUAGGUACAAUCACUUUAGCCCUUUCCAAAGUCUGCUUCAGAGCCAAAGUUUUCCAAGCACUUUCUGCCCAAAAGCUCUUCCUUGCCUCCUGUGGCCCAGCAUUGCCUGUUUAAACUUUGCUUUCUCCUGCCCACAUCUUGUAAUCCUCCUGAUUGAUCUGAAUGCAUUUCCAAUGAUGUCGGCGAGUCUGCCUUCCUCAGCCUCAGCUCCGUUUUAUUUAUUGUUGAAUAUUUCCAAUGAUUCAAAUCAAAGUGAAUUAAAAAAGAGCUAUUUUAUUGUU